UUCUGUCUCAACAACAGAUAGCUUUCUCCUAAGAGAAGAUUCUGAGGAUGAAUACACUCAUGGAUGCCAUGCAUGGCUUUGGGGUGAGCACCACCCAGUAUCUGCAGACCCACUAUAGCGAUGCCCAGGGCUGGUUCCUCUUCAUCUCUUUUGCUGCAGACCUGCGCAACACUUUCUUUGUAUUCUUCCCCAUCUGGUUCCAUCUGAGGGAAUCUGUAGGCAUCAAGCUCAUCUGGGUGGCAGUGGUAGGAGACUGGCUCAACUUGGUCUUCAAAUGGAUCCUGUUUGGAGAGCGUCCAUACUGGUGGGUCCACGAGACACCCUACUAUGGCAACAUGUCUGUGCCACACAUUGAGCAGUUUCCCAUGACCUGUGAGACGGGGCCAGGUAGCCCAUCUGGUCAUGCUAUGGGUGCUGCUGGCGUCUACUAUGCCAUGGUCACAUCUAUCCUCACCAUCAUGCUGAGCAAAAAGAAGACCUCAUCCUCCAGGGCCCUGUUCUUACGAGGUUCCCUCUGGGCACUCUUCUGGACAGUGCAGAUCUGCGUGUGUCUCUCAAGGGUCUUCAUCGCUGCUCACUUCCCUCAUCAAGUCAUAGCUGGUGUUAUAACAGGAAUGAUUGUGGCUGAAAUCUUCAACAGACAGCAGUGGAUCUACCAUGCCAAUUUACAGAACUACUUCAACAUCACUCUGUUGCUCCUGUCCUUCGCUGUGGGCUUCUACGUGCUCCUGAAGGCUGUAGGUGUGGAUCUGCUCUGGACCCUUGAGAAAGCCCAGAAAUGGUGCAUCAACCCAGCUUGGGUUCACAUGGACACUACGCCCUUUGCCAGCCUGCUGCGCAACAUGGGCACGCUGUUUGGUCUGGGCCUGGGGCUGCACUCCCCUCUCUACACUGAGAACAAGCAGAGCAGCAGCACCCCCUUCAGGAUUGGCUCCAUUAUCAGUUCUCUUCUUCUGCUACACCUCUUUGACUCCAUCAAGCCGCCAACCCACAUGGCUGCGCUCUUCUACCUGCUCUCGUUCUGCAAGAGUGCUACUGUCCCCUUGGCCACUGUCAGCAUCAUUCCAUACUGUGUGUCUGGAGCCCUGAGCUUACCAAACAAGAAACAGCUCUAAGAUCAGGAAAAAACUUUAGAAGAACA
Messenger RNA from Electrophorus electricus (electric eel), 1141 nucleotides. RefSeq names its product glucose-6-phosphatase catalytic subunit 1a, tandem duplicate 2 (gene g6pc1a.2). Gene Ontology annotation, molecular function: glucose-6-phosphatase activity. NCBI's taxonomy places the organism in Eukaryota, Metazoa, Chordata, Actinopteri, Gymnotiformes, Gymnotidae. Gene Ontology annotation, cellular component: membrane. Gene Ontology annotation, biological process: glucose 6-phosphate metabolic process; gluconeogenesis. The record is from RefSeq and is a predicted model, not a curated record.